AUGAACACCAGCUGUGUGGAAAGAAGCCCGUUCUGCGUAUCGGAUUCUGACUGCUGUGGCCACCGGUGCGUCCCCCUCAUCUCGCCCAAAAUCCCAGACACAACGAUAUACAACGCCCAUUUCGCUGCCGGAUUACGGGGCCAAAGUUAUUUCGAUCUGUCCAACGUCCACGUCUGUUCGACGGAGAAGAUCCAAUACGACAAGGUUACAAGUCCUUGCGAGGAGGAUCUAAGAGGGCCCACGCGCAAGCCCAGGCCCAGGUCAACAACAACUGGAUCACAUACAACGGAAUCACCCAUACCGGGAUCACCGGGUCCACAGUAUCCAGGGUACCCAUCGUACCCAGGGAACCCAUCAUACCCAAGGAACCCAUCGUACCCAGGGAAUCCAUCGUACCCAGGGAACCCAUCGUACCCAGGGAACCCAUCAUACCCAAGGAACCCAUCGUACCCAGGGAACCCAUCGUAUCCAGGUUAUCCACAAGAUCCACAGUACCCUACAUGUUACCCGAAAAAGUUACAAAACGCGAUUGGCAUAGAGUUAGACCUAUUUGCCGAAUCCGUUCCCCGGGGUUGUCGCCCUUUUGUAAAAAAGACCACGAAAAUAUUUGCCAGAUAUGUGCACCAAGACCCUUUUGGGGAGGAAGCCUCCUAUGGGGAUGAUUGUCCGGCCAAUACUUAA
This is a messenger RNA of Folsomia candida, 681 nucleotides long. Its product is annotated as comitin. The transcript has a single exon. Bases 1 to 681 code for a protein of 226 amino acids. NCBI's taxonomy places the organism in Eukaryota, Metazoa, Arthropoda, Collembola, Entomobryomorpha, Isotomidae. The record is from RefSeq and is a predicted model, not a curated record.